This is a messenger RNA of Neoarthrinium moseri, 552 nucleotides long. RefSeq lists its product as uncharacterized. The coding region runs from base 1 to 552 and encodes 183 amino acids. The transcript has 2 exons. Lineage: Eukaryota; Fungi; Ascomycota; Sordariomycetes; Amphisphaeriales; Apiosporaceae. The record is from RefSeq and is a predicted model, not a curated record.
AUGACCUGUCCCGAAUUUCGCGACAGCCGUUGGGGCUUCGUUUCCGUAAAUCCUUAUGUUCUCCAAAGCCAUUUCCAAUUAACCAAGUCUUUUAGUGGGGCGACGUCGCAUGAAGUCCGGGACCACUUCCUUCAGUGGGCUCCACACGAGUUAGAAUCAAGACUGAAACCAGGUAUACCUACUCAUAAAGCAUUUGGGCAGUGGGCAAGCGAGACAGCUCGCUAUCGGUACUGCCUCUUCGUGGACGACAUAUGCUUAGAGUCGUUGGACCAUGAGACUCGCAAUUGCCCAGUUGUCAAGGUGCUUGAGAAGGAUUGGGGUCCCCUGUCUCUAGCAGAGAGGCAGUACGAGAUCCAUCCUGAUUUUCACGACGGCGAAACUGAUGAUGGCGAGGAGGAAGUCGGUUGGAUGUAUUUGCCUGUUUUUGACUACUUGAACUGGUACGAUAUACUGACCGAGGAGGAUGCUUGGUGGCCCUUCUACGUCCGUCCACCAUACAUCGACUGGGCGGAGACGAAGGAUGACCUUGUGGGCUCAUGGAGAAAUAAAUAA